AGGACCCCACCGACACCAGACAGAAAUCAGUCGACUUGAGUGAAACGGAAGCUACGGAACGUUGAGAACAUCCAUGGAUUCGGCGAGAAUAUUGUGCGUUGCGGGCUUGAUAUGCGUGGCACUAGCUUCCCCGUUGCCCCUGCGAGCGGCUGCCCCGGGAGCGGAUGGAGACAACGGAAAGCUACCACCAUCUAGUGAGGGACGAGCGGCACCUGCCCUACCAGUCCACCACGUGGAGAAGCGGGCCGCAGUUACAGUCGAGAAAGAGGUCAAAAUCCAGCCGAUUCAUCCCAAUGCUCUCCAGGACACUGGUGAACUUUUACGUUUGGUCGCCCUGCUGCCGGCAAAAAGCCUUCAGUUGGUUCGCGACCUAACGGUCCCGAUACUCGACCAGUCCCUCGCUGUUCCCGCGAGUCUCCUCGAGACUGCACUUGGGAAACGCGCCGCAUUAGAUUUGCUGCUGCAUAAGAAAAUUCCCCCACCGGCAGAGCAAGCGCCCGAACUCGGCCCCGAAAAGAUGCUCGGCGUCGGCGGUCAGCUGAAGCAUAAAUUUCUGACCUUGGAACAUCUGCUUCUGAACCCUCAUGGCCUCGUCAAAACGAAGGAUAUCUCCGCAGAACCCGCCGCUUUGGAGAAGGACCUGCUCAUCAAAACCCCACUCAAGACAGUUGACAUCAAAAUUGUUGCCGCGCCGGAUCUUGAAGCCCUGACUACGACUCCGGGGCCUAUAACCACGACUGCUGUUCCCCCUCCUUAGACUCAGUUGACGCAGUCACCUCUUAUACGUUCGAGGAGAGAAAGUUGUGAAUCUCCCGCGAGCAAAAAAUUUGUGAAUCUUCUGCGAGCAAAACAUUUGUGAAUCUUUCGUUUCGAAGACACGAUAAUCCCUCAUCUAAAAUGACCUUAUGCAGAUGAUUAUCUGGUGACUUCACGAAUAAAUAAUCAGUCU
This is a messenger RNA of Galendromus occidentalis (western predatory mite), 949 nucleotides long. RefSeq lists its product as uncharacterized. The transcript is spliced from 3 exons. The record is from RefSeq and is a predicted model, not a curated record. Lineage: Eukaryota; Metazoa; Arthropoda; Arachnida; Mesostigmata; Phytoseiidae. Bases 74 to 757 code for a protein of 227 amino acids.